This is a messenger RNA of Pseudocercospora fijiensis CIRAD86, 1119 nucleotides long. RefSeq lists its product as uncharacterized. The record is from RefSeq and is a predicted model, not a curated record. NCBI's taxonomy places the organism in Eukaryota, Fungi, Ascomycota, Dothideomycetes, Mycosphaerellales, Mycosphaerellaceae. The transcript has 5 exons. The coding region runs from base 1 to 1119 and encodes 372 amino acids.
AUGAUUACUCUCACUCCUCUACUCGCCCUUGGCCUAGCCUACGCUUGCACAACUGGCGCUACAGUCGUGCCCCGAGACACCACAAAUUUGGGAUCUCACGAUAUCCAGCAUGACCGAAUCAUCAAGCGUAGUGACCGAGGCAGAUGGACAAUGUUCUGCGGUGGUACGCCUCCCACACAAGGCUCCCAAACUCGUGGAAGGUCCAUUGAGGAAGCCUGUAACAAUGCUUGCUACUACAUGAACUUCGUCAAGCCAGACUUUGUAGCAACCUACGAUUCCAACACAGACAACAACAAGAAUCGCAUUCACUCUGGCUGCCGGUCAAGAGAUGGUAGCGUCUGCAACAAAAUGCCGUUCAGCCAGAGAUGGCACGAUUUCCUUGGAGAUAACUACAACUGCGACGAAUUCCCUAUGGCAUCGAUGAAACAAGACGACUGGAAGGCUGGAACCGUUCGCAAUAGUCUUCGAUGUAUCGACGCUAAUCAAAACUCAGCUGCUGGCAGUCAGCUUUCAAAUUUUGAACGUGGUGUUGGCACCGGACUGGCAGGCAGAGUCGGUGAUGGACCACUGAAUGAUGGAGACACAUAUCAGAUCGCUUUUAACUAUGACGGAGCAGAUACAAGCAAACUAGGCUUCUGCCUCGACGCCCCAAACCCAGGCACCGCAGAUAUCUGGAACCAAUUCUUCCUAUCUUCCUACGGAGGCCAAACAACAGGGGGCCCAAUCCACUUCCCCUACCAACCAGAAACCGACAACCGCUACGCCUCUUUCGCAAACAUCGACGACGACAACGACUUCGAAGACAUCCUCCAAUGCCGUCUCAAAAUCCUCCGAACCGCAGGCGACAGUUACGAAGCCUGGACAUACGACAACGCAGGCGAGCAGAGAGGCCAUGCUUCUGCACAACUGACGGAAGAUCAACAGGCUCUGCAGAUCCCUGGAAGCGGAUACGUGAAAGAUACCUCAAUCGUCCGGUUGGGUGAAAUGGGAACUGGACGCGGCAGCGCUAAUCUUGUUUAUUAUGGUGUUGGCGUGCUGGCACUAUGCUCACAGUCUCGAGUCACUCGGACGAAGCCCAACUCGAAGCAGGCGUCUUACUAUGCUUUGCCGCAAGGCUGA